Uranotaenia lowii is the source of this 5427-nucleotide messenger RNA. RefSeq lists its product as uncharacterized. The record is from RefSeq and is a predicted model, not a curated record. Lineage: Eukaryota; Metazoa; Arthropoda; Insecta; Diptera; Culicidae. The coding region runs from base 778 to 2451 and encodes 557 amino acids. The transcript has a single exon.
CACUCGACCGUCUGUAGCGGCAGCGUUUAGUCAUAUCAUUCAUCCUCUCUCAGUUCGGUUCGGUUCGAUUGGGUCGAGCCAGCCAAAGCAGAGUCAGACCAAAAGUAGAGUCGGUGGAGGGCGCGCGCGUUCAGUUUUUUUUGUCCCGCUGUGUGUCUUCAGUUCUGUUCAAUUUUAAAAGUUUGUAAGUUAGUUUGAUCAACUUUAAGCGUAGCAGCCGCCGCCAAGCAACAACACAGCAAAAAAGAAAAGUAAAAAAACGUUCUGCUUGUUGUUAGUGUGCUUUUCCCGUCUGAUCGCAACAAGCGGACCUACGAAAAAGACUAGAAUAUUUUUCGGUGUUUAAAUGGAAAACAUUCGAAGCGCCACAACAGCACGAUUCUGAUUGGAGUUUUUGGUGGAAACGCGAGUUUAUAGUGUUUGAUUUGCCCCCGCAAGUGAAUAAGAAAUUGCGAAACAGAGAGAUUGAUUUCGGCCCAUUUUUGCCAAUAUAUUUUCGACGAUACCUCAGAGUUUGGAUGUGUGUAUUUGUUGGAAGAAAAAAUUGCGACGACGGCGAGAGACAACACCUGAGAUUUUGCAGGUCGCAGUGUGCCGUGAACAAUAAUCAUCGUCAUUUAUCAUAGCAAGCAACGACAGACGAUUGACGCAAGACGGGGAACAAGUGUGUCCGGGGACAGACUGAAAAAAAUUCAUAAAACAGAAGCAAAUAAAAAGUGACAGUAGUGUGACAGAAGAGAAGAAAAGGGAGCGAGUGUAUUCAUGAAUUCAGAUUGAAUGUGUAGAAAUCACGAAAAUACUUUAACUACUAUAAUGGCGCACGGACUACAUGCGAUGAUCAAAAGUGAAAUUGGAUGCGGUGGAGCAUCAGCAGCAAUGGUUAAGCCACGGAUGACAAACGGAGGUGCAGGCGCUGGCAAGAUGGGUUCCCGGAGGAUUUUCACGCCCCAGUUCAAGCUGCAGGUGCUCGAUUCGUACCGGAACGACAACGACUGCAAGGGCAACCAGAGGGCUACCGCACGCAAGUACGGCAUCCACCGGAGACAGAUUCAAAAGUGGCUGCAGGUGGAGAACAAUUUGCGGUCGGCAGCGGCCAACAGUGCCUCCGGUUCGGCAACAGGAGCCAGCGCGAUGAAAAUCAAUCUUCUAAGUGCCACCAACAGUAGUGCCAAUCACCACCAUCAUCAUCAGCAGCAGCACCAGUCACCAUUUCAACUCCAUCCGCCACACCAUCACCAUCACAGCAGUGGCAGCAUUCACCAUCAGAAUCUAAAUUCCAUCGAACUAAAAGUGCCUCUGGACUCCGCCAGACACCGCGUCGCUGGCGCUAACAGCAGCAACAUCAUCAUCAGCAGCAACGGCAAAGAGAGCAACGGCAGUGGCGCUUGUAUAAUAUCGCCCGUUCCCACCCAUACAAUGGCACGUUCGCCGCUGUUCUCACAUCCACAUGAAACGCCAUCGUCGUCAGCAAGUCUAUCGGCAGUACUUAAAACUCACGGCGGCCGCGAAUCGAAUGCGGCGGCUGUUUCUUCCUCAAUCGUAGCACCGCGUCCGAGCUUUUCUCCAGUCGCCGGAAGCCCGGACUUCCCUGACGGCUACGAUCGGCUUCAUCUGCUAGAUCCUUACUACCCCCACCACUAUCUUCCAUAUCAUGCCAAAUUUGCCGUCGAUUGCCCGAUCGAUUUGUCCCUGCCCCAGCCAUACCGCCACAGUAAUAAAGUGAUGGACCAACAAGCUCUCUCGCCCUGCUCAACCACCUCAUCGGCGUACUCAUCACGGCCAAGAUCUUCCACGCCAACUUCCUCGCUAACCGGCGCGGAAAUCAAGUGCGAACCCGUUACACCCCGAGAAGAGAACUCCGGAGAAGCCGUCGACUUAUCCUGCCGCAAACGGAAAUCAAACAGUCCGGACGGCGCCAGCCCUCCAAAGUCCGUGAAACUGUUCAAGCCAUAUCUCCUGGAUGAAGACGACUCGGCCGAAGACAAAGACGCUGACAAGGACUCCUCAAUCGAAUCACCUGGGAUCGCCGAGUCCCCCCGGGACCCGGACCAGCCCGGGAGGCCCGAUUAUCCGAUCAUUUGGAACUUUCAUGCCCACCAGCAGCAGCAACAGCGAUCGUACUACGAGAACCUGUACGAAUAUGGUUACCCGUUAACAGCCCAGGGACCGCCUUGGAUCCCACCGCAAGCUUCCCCGGUUUCCGGCUACGACAGCUCCACCUCGAUCUCAUCGGUUCACAGCAACGGAGGCGGAGGGGACGGCGAUCUGCGCCAACAGGCCAUCGAAAGUUUCUACCACGAUGUGAGCUGCCGCGGGGACUUUCACGCCGUCGCCUCCAAGUACAAUAUCCAGCGGAAGUUUGUGGAGAGGUGGUUGGCUCAGGAUGAGGUUGCUGGAGUGACUCCGCCCACUUUGGUGGGCGGUGGAGCUCAACCGCUGGUCGUCGGGUAAGAAGUGCCAUCUAGCAGUGUAUACUAAUUCAGUAGGGAUUUCGUUAGUGUGAUAAGGCAAAGGAAAACAACAUACGCAAGUAUACUGUACGAUUUAGUCCUGUGAUUUCCGGAGAUAGAGUUUUGCGGUUUAGGAGAAGGAGGAUCAUCUAAUGAUCGCUCCAGUCCAGUCCAAUAUAGUUAGGCCAUUCGCGGGACAGGGACUCGUUUGUUGAACAUAACUGAAAUGUGAUAUUUAUAACCUAUAUAUCUAUAUCUAUUUUUGUAAUAGCGUGUAGGGACACACACAGAGAGCUAGAGAAAGUUUGUCAGGAUGAGGGUGGGACUCUGGUAGGAAGAUAGUUCCAAACGGAUUCCUCGUUGAUGGUUGUGUUGAUCACUGUCGUUGUCGUUCGGAGCAGGUCUCCGAAAUUUACCGGGUGUUGAAAUCACUUGCGAAGGUAAAUAUGCUAAUUUUCUCUUCUUCGGGUCUACACCCGGUGAAAAUUUCAAAUCCGUAAUUAGCAUAACAAUUGGCUUUUAUUAGUGUUGCCUAGAUCUUUCAGUUCGGUGGUCCUUCGAACCGCUUCCUUCCACAGGUGUUGUCUGGGGGUUGUACCUUUCUCGGGAACGGGGCAAUAAAAUUUACGGUCAGGAUCGCAGGUAGAUCCUGGCCACUGUCCCUGUACCUUUCUUUAAUGCAGGUGCCAUAUACGCACACACAAACUAAUUUGUGUGUACGAGCAAAGUGCGAAACUGGGGACUGACCUGAUCAGACACCAGCAAGCAAGGGGGUAGUAAAAAGCAGUAACACCUUUCACCUUGUUGAUCCUCAACGCGCCACACACCGGCUGCAGUAAAAUCGUUAAGGCCCUCGGGGCGAGAGAAGUACAUACCUAAUACAGUAAGCCGUCGGAUUUUCCCAUAAUUCCCUCGGAUCUUGGUGUUUAUGGCUGGACGAACUAACACGAUGCGGAGUCUUUUCGCCCGAAAAAUUCUCCGCCUCGAAAAAAUUCUUCCGAUCUCAGCAAGCUUUUGCUGGCUGCCGCUUCGUCGAUAUUCUAGUGCACUACGAUGUAGUGUGCUCCGAACAAAACCAACAAAACAAGAUGGCCGCCAGGAGCAGGGCGCAUGCUGCGUCACUUGCACCUUUUUACUUCUUUUUAUCGGCGUUACAUCAGUGAUGAUCCUCCACGAUUCGCGCGUGCGAAAAAUUGCACCACUUUCAAACUAAAUAAUAUUAGGGGUGCCGACUGAACUAAACUAAUGAUCGCGGCAGCAAUGAUCAUGAUGAUUGAACAAUCGGCUCACUCACUCACUAGUUUGGCGUUUUUUUUCUGCCGCAUUUUUUGUUGAUCCGGUGUAACCGAGGGGGUGCAAUCACAAAUAAAGGUGCCACUAAUUGCCCACACACAGCGACAGACAGACAGCAAGUCUCGUCGUCAACUCUUACGUGUUUCCCUAACUUUGGCACAGUCAUUUUUUUUUUUCCUAGAAAAUUCUUCUUGCUUUUCGAAGCGAACUAGCUGUUUUAAAAAUUGCUACCUUAGCCUACUGCCACUAGAAACAAAAUUAAAAAAAAAAAAACAACAGAGUCACAUUACGCCAAUUGCAAGUGAUUUCAGCGAUAUUUUUGUACCACCGACAAACAACCGACAUCAACGACGAAUCCCUGCGGUUCACUUUUUCUUUUGAUCAGGUCCGCCUCUUUCGCGGUUAAAAUGAAAAACAGUUGAUUAAAAGUAAUAAAAAAAAACAAAUCAAAAACAAUUAUAUCAUCAUCGUGAGAACCAAGCGACGAAAUCCUGUCAAAUACUUUAAAAUGAUGAACGAUUUUGUGAAUAUCAAGUGCCUAAUAAGAGUAAACAUAAUUAGAAACCACAACAAAGGAGUAGUAAAAACUGAAAGCUAGAAGAUUCGUCAGGUUAGAUAAGAAAAACCAUCAUAAUUCAAGUGCCAAUACAAAACAGAAAGCAAACCGCUUUUAAGAUUAAUAAUAACGAAUAAAAAAAAGGAAACACAAUAUCAGCAGGCAAAUUGUAAACAAUAAUCAAAACAAAACUCAUCUCUUUACAUAAUUCUAAAUAUUAAAAUUGAAAAACAAAACUCAAGGUAGACUUACGAAAAGCCUCCAAAUCAGUCAAGUUUCGGAUCAUUUUGUAAAUACCUAGUAGUUUAAAGUAGGCGUUUCGGUUUUCAAAAAAACUGAAAUGAACCAAGCAAGCCAUGAGUUUCAGAUUUCCAUUCAUCGACCUUUGAUUUUCCCUUCCCGCCUUCCCUUUUCCCUGUCAAGAUUUCCAUGUGAAAUUUGUUAACGAUUAUCAAGAAAACAAACAAAACAAAACAUCAACUGAUUGUCAUAAUUUAUCUAGUUGACUAGUGCUUAGGAAUACUAGCUGUUAAGGUUAAAAUAUGAUGAAAAAAAAUCUAAAACAAAAAUAAACAACAACAAGUAUACCGCUUAGUUUUGCGUUUUCCGUUUCCGUAAGGCUAUUUGUACUAAUUAAUAUUAUUAUUAUUAUAAAAUAUUAUUACUCUAUAUUUGAUUAUCGGAAAACAAAUUAAAAAAAAAAAACCUUUAUCGAAUCAGUUUUGUGUAGCUUAGUCCCUCCCCCCGAUUCUGUUGUGUAAUUGUAAAUAUCGUAUUAAGAAAAACUAAAAUCACACCCCAUAGGUAACUGACGCCAUAUUUGUUUGAGCUAAGCUUGCAGCGAAAGGAUAUGUAUUGAAUAAGUGAGAUCAGGAGAAUCAAAAACCCUAAUUGUAUUUUAUAGUUAUGCCUAAAAAUUAUAUUGUAUACAAACCUUUGUAUAGAAGCAAGCUAACAAGCAACAGGACUGAUGAGCCGCCAUAACUAAAACAAAAAUUAAGAACUGGUGGUUUCUUUUGUUAAUCGAUCAGAGAAGAACAUUGGAAUAUUAUUAAUAACAAUAAUAAAGAUGCAAAAUAUAUCUACCUUAUGAUAGUUGGAAGUAAAUUAUCAUAAUAAAAUCAUAAA